GAUGACAUUACUAAUACGCAAAUGGAGGAGAAGACACUUAGCAACGGAUCAAAAUGUCGAAGAAUUUUUGCAAUCUAACAAUUUCUUGCCGAUAAGGUAUUCUUACUCGGACAUCAAGAAAAUCACAAGUGGCCUUAAGGAUAAACUAGGCGAGGGAGGGUACGGGUCCGUGUUCAAAGGAAGACUCCGGAGCGGCCGUGAGGUGGCGGUCAAGAUUCUAAAGAAGGGAAAAACGAAUGGGCAAGACUUCAUCAGUGAAGUAGCUACCAUUGGUAGAAUUCAUCAUGUUAAUGUUGUUGGACUCAUUGGUUAUUGCUUUGAGGGCUCUAAACAAGGUCUUGUCUACGAUUUCAUGCAUAAUGGAUCUCUGGAUAAGCACAUUUUCUCACGAGAACAAGGGAUUUCUCUUGAAUGCAAGGAAGUGUAUGAGAUUGCUCUCGGAGUGGCUAGAGGGAUUGAAUAUCUUCAUCGAGGAUGCGAUAUCCAAAUUUUACACUUUGAUAUUAAGCCUCAUAACAUUCUUCUAGACGAGGAUUUCACCCCAAAAGUUUCCGAUUUUGGGCUCGCAAGAUUGUAUCCUACGGAUUACAACACCGUGUCUUUGACUCCCGCGAGAGGAACCUUAGGGUACAUGGCUCCUCGAGCUCGUCUUCAAGAACCUUGGAGGCGUCUCUUACAAAGCCGAUGUCUAUAG
Molecule: messenger RNA, 694 nt
Organism: Eucalyptus grandis
Lineage: Eukaryota; Viridiplantae; Streptophyta; Magnoliopsida; Myrtales; Myrtaceae
Product: rust resistance kinase Lr10-like
Exons: 1
Coding region: 2-694 (230 amino acids)
Biological process (GO): protein phosphorylation
Molecular function (GO): protein kinase activity; ATP binding
Source: RefSeq, a predicted model, not a curated record